GUUAGGACCGAUGACGCUGGGAAGUGAGGAUACAGAGCCCGGGAAGAUGUCUGUGCCACAUGCCGUGUGUUCACGGUGUAAUGAAGGCUUCAUAGUUGAAGAGAAGAUGAUAAAUUGUAACGGUGAAUUGUGGCAUGAAAGAUGUUUUGUUUGUGCUCAGUGUUUUCGUCCUUUUCCUGAUGGCAUGUUUUUUGAGUUUGAAGGCCGGAAAUACUGUGAGCAUGACUUCCAUGUAUUGUUUGCACCAUGCUGCGGAAGAUGCGGCGAGUUUGUGAUUGGUCGUGUAAUUCGUGCUAUGAAUAUGAGUUGGCAUCCCGAUUGUUUCAUGUGUCAGCUGUGUGGAACUAUUCUUUCUGAUACUGGAUUUGUUAAGAGCAGAAAUAGGUCAGUAAAAUGUAUCAGCCAAAUAACAGUGUGGUGUAAUCCUUGGGUUGUCUGCCCAGAACUACUUCUUUUCGAUGAACUGACUUCAGAUGCCAGGGAAGUAAGAGGUGAACUCUACUGUCUACGCUGCCAUGACAAAAUGGGAAUUCCUAUAUGUGGUGCAUGCCGUCGCCCGAUUGAAGAACGAGUCGUACAUGCACUCGGCAAGACCUGGCAUGUUGAG
This is a messenger RNA of Saccoglossus kowalevskii, 607 nucleotides long. Its product is annotated as LIM and senescent cell antigen-like-containing domain protein 1. Lineage: Eukaryota; Metazoa; Hemichordata; Enteropneusta; Harrimaniidae. Gene Ontology annotation, biological process: positive regulation of integrin-mediated signaling pathway; cell-cell junction organization; positive regulation of substrate adhesion-dependent cell spreading. The record is from RefSeq and is a predicted model, not a curated record. Gene Ontology annotation, cellular component: cell-cell junction; cytoplasm; focal adhesion.